This is a messenger RNA of Lotus japonicus, 3892 nucleotides long. Its product is annotated as PWWP domain-containing protein 5-like. NCBI's taxonomy places the organism in Eukaryota, Viridiplantae, Streptophyta, Magnoliopsida, Fabales, Fabaceae. The coding region runs from base 174 to 3152 and encodes 992 amino acids. The record is from RefSeq and is a predicted model, not a curated record. The transcript has 4 exons.
UCGGAAAAUGACAAGAAUGCAUUGUGUCCGGAUUAAAGAAAACCAAACCUUCGUUUCUCAGUUUCUCUCUCUAAGAACCGCACGCACUCUCUCUCUCUCUCUCUCUCUCUCUCUCUAAAACCCACCACGAGCUUAGCUUUCACUUCACCAAGAUCUACCCCGAUACACUCUCCAUGGAGGAACCAGAGAAGGGGUUGUCUACUUGUACAACUCUAGAAUCCCAUGAUGAGAAAGUGGGUGCUGAAACCCUAGAUGGGUCUGGGGAUUGUGGGGGUCAGGGUUUUUUCUCAGUUGGAGAGGGCGGGCCUUGUAACGGGAAGGAUGUAAUGUUGGAGGUUUUGGGUUCAGAUGUGUACAUAGAUGGUGUUUGCACUCGUGGGAGUGACGCUGAGCCGAAUGUUCAAGUGGGUUGUGGUGAUUCGGUUGAGUCUUACUCGGUUGUCGAUACAACAUCCAGCUACAUUGAAGUUCCCAUUAUGGCAAAUGUCGGGGCUGAUGGGGCCCUGGAUCACGGGGUGUCAAAUACUAGACGUGAUAAUGCUUUUCGAUGUUCAUUAACAGGUAGUUCUGUAGGGGGAGAAAAUGAUUGUGGAGCUCUAGAAGAUGGAAAUGAUGUGACAUUAGAAACAUUGGAUGAACAACAGAACAUUGCUAACUCGCAUGGUCAUAAAAUAAUGGAGAAAGAAGCACAUAUUUAUGACAAAGUUGAGUUUGAUGAUGAGUUAAAUUCAGUUGGAGUGCAGCAAAUGGGGAACAAUAAAGUUGAUGACAACUCCAAUAAUACACUAGAAGAUGUGGCUGGGGGAAUGGAAGUUGCAAUAGACAAGGCUCCUUUGAAUUCUGAAGAAAUGCAGCGCUUUCGCUUUCAAAAGUGCACUGCAGAAAUUAAAGCUGCAGAUACAUCAGUAUCUUUUGGGAGUGAGAAAAAUUUAGAUGCUAAUGCAAUAUCCAUGAUUGUGGAAAAAGAUACUCAUGUUGCUGGCCUAGGGCACCUUGCAGUGAUGGGUGCUGUAGAGGAAAAAAUCCAUGAUGAGUCAAAUAUUAGGCAAAAUGUUGAACUGCAAGUUGGCGUUUCUGAGCAGGUUGGUUUAAAUGGAGGUCAGGAAAAUGAAGAUGAAUUUAAGGAAGCUGGGCAGAGCAAAACAACAGAUGAAAAUGCCAUAAAACGUGCAUCCAUGAAGCUUGGGAAUUCAGAAAAGGAAGGUGAGUUUUCUGUAUCUGAUAUGGUUUGGGGUAAGGUGAGAAGCCACCCAUGGUGGCCUGGACAGAUAUUUGAUCCCUCAGAUUCAUCCGAGAAGGCAAUGAAGCAUUAUAAAAAGGACUGUCAUCUGGUAGCGUAUUUUGGGGACAGAACAUUUGCUUGGAAUGAAGCAUCUCAGCUAAAACCUUUUAUGACACAUUUCUCUUCUAUUGAGAAGCAGAGCACUUCAGAAACAUUCCAGAAUGCUGUAGGUUGUGCUUUGGAUGAAGUCACCAGACGAGUAGAAUAUGGGUUAGCAUGUUCUUGUAUACCUGAAGAUACCUAUAACACAAUUAAAUUGCAGACUGUAGAAAACACUGGGAUUCGGCGAGAACUAAGCUCUAGACAGGUGGUAGAUGAAUCUCUUAAUGCUUGCUCCUUUUCACCUAAUAAACUUGUAGAAUUCAUGAAAACACUAUCUGAGCUACCAACUGGUGGCUUUGAUCGUUUGGAGCUUGCGAUUGCUAAGGCUCAGUUGCUUGCAUUCUAUCGUUUCAAGGGUUACACUUGCUUGCCAGAACUACAAUGUUAUGAAGACACCUUAAUUGAUGAAGAUGAGGAAAAAUUGAGUGAGAUUAUUGAGCAUACAACUCCUGUAAUCAAGAAUGAUGGUCAAGCUGGUCUUGGAAAUUUAAAAACCCAAGGUAGCUCUCGUCGCAAACGGAAACAUAAUUUGGAGGACACCAUUCAUCUGACAAAGAAGGAAAGAACCAUGUCAGAACUAAUGGGUGGGACUCCAGAUUCUCCUGGUGGUGAUUAUUGCCCUGAUGUGAAGGUAACUGAUAAUCUGGUUUCACGUGGCCGUCCCAAGAAAAGGAAGACUACUGAUCUCCAUGCUGAUGACUCAGGGCUGCAAGAUGGGAGAAAAACAAUAUCUCUUGCAAAAGUUUCAAAUACCCCAAAGCAGUCAUUUAAAAUUGGAGACUGUAUUCGAAGAGUUGCUAGUCAACUUACUGGGUCACCGUCUAUGUUGAAGUCUGGUGACCGGUCUCAAACCACAGAUGGAAGCACUGAUGGUUUUCCUUGGAAUGAAUUUGACGUUUCUUUCCCGAAACUUGAGGAGGCACCGAGGUCAGAUGUGAUUGUUCCGACAGAAUAUUCAUCACUAGAUGAUUUGUUAUCUUCACUGCAGUGGGUGGCACAAGAACCCCUUGGAGAAUAUAGUUUUCUGAAUGCCAUUGUGAGCUUCUUCUCUGAUUUCAAGAAUUCUGUAGUUGUGACUGAUGAUUUUGGAAAUGAGAUGUUACAUACAGAUAAAGUUGGUAGUAAAAGGAAGAAACCACCCAUAGCUGGACCAUCUGAAACAUUUGAAUUUGAUGAUAUGAGUGAUACAUACUGGACAGACAGGGUCAUUGACAAUGGUAAUGAAGAGCAACCAGCCCAACCACCACAUGAGCAACCAGGACGUGAGCAACCAGUACAACCAGCACGGAAAAACCGGAAAAAAUACUAUCAAUCUGUCGCUGCUGAGCCAGAGAAGCCUGUUAAAGUUAAUCGUAGGCCCUAUUCCAGGAAACAAUAUUCCGAGAGCAAUCACGCUGAGGCUCCUGAAAAACCUUCUGGUUAUAUAGAUGAGAAUGCCCCUGCUGAACUCGUUAUGAACUUUGCUGAGUUGGAUUCUGUUCCCUCAGAAACAAACCUCAACAAAAUGUUCAGGCGUUUUGGACCAUUAAAGGAAUCUGAAACAGAAGUUGAUAGAGUAAGCAGCCGGGCAAGAGUGGUUUUUAAGAAGUGUGUGGAUGCAGAGGUUGCACUCAGUAGUGCUGAAAAGUUCAGCAUAUUUGGAUCAGCACCUGUAAAUUACCAGCUCAAUUAUACUCCAAGUGCAUUGUUUAAAGCUUCAUCUGUUGCCACAACACAGGAUCAGGAGAUGCAUCUUGAUCUCUCCAAUUUUGAAAUGAGUAUGAUCUAAAUUGUUCGAUAUUGUGAGAUCCUGAUGAGUACCAGCUGGAAAAGGUGUAGGGAUUGAGCUGAAUUUAAGUACACAUUGUGGUGAGGUGUAUAUGAAAUCUCUAGCCAAAAGAUUGCUGGAAGAGACUGCAAUAAUUUCACGGCUGCUGGCGCCAGGAACAGCUCCUCCACCUGUGGUGCGCUGGGCGGUUCAACCCUUGAACCUCAUUUCAGCUGCCCCCACCACCACCGUUGGUGUACUACCCCAAGAUCAUCCACGGUUUUUGUUUGCAUUCAGCAGUUUUGAGAUACAGUGAGGGAGGGGUUGAUCCGUUGAUGCCUAUCUUGAAGUCCGUGAACCAAUCCCUAUUUCUUUUCUAUUUGCGGAAAGUGUAUGUAAAUUAACCUAGUGUGUUCCUAUAUCCUUUCCAUAUCACCAAAGUCUUGCCAAUGGUAAGCAGAAAGAAAUGCUUUGGAAAUUUCCGAAUGGAGAAUGCAUAAGUGGGAGUGCUGAAUUUUGAUCUUUAUAGCACUCCCUUUCCUGAGUUUUCUGUUUAUAUGUUGGUCUGAUGCUUUGUUCUACAUUUCAAAAGCUGAACCAAUUGAUAUGAAUCUGAAGAAAGCAGGAUGUAGCUAUGCAAAGCAGUGUUCUACUUCUAGAGCUGUCCAUGUGUCUACAACUUUUAGGCCUGCUCAUUGAGCAUUGUUUUCAGUGAUGUAGAUGACUUAUUCUGCUAGCAAUGGCUUUGAAACCUUGACACA